Messenger RNA from Salvelinus namaycush (lake trout), 4499 nucleotides. Its product is annotated as GTPase-activating protein and VPS9 domain-containing protein 1-like. The coding region runs from base 168 to 4499 and encodes 1443 amino acids. Lineage: Eukaryota; Metazoa; Chordata; Actinopteri; Salmoniformes; Salmonidae. Gene Ontology annotation, molecular function: small GTPase binding; guanyl-nucleotide exchange factor activity. Gene Ontology annotation, biological process: regulation of GTPase activity; vesicle-mediated transport. Gene Ontology annotation, cellular component: cytosol; endocytic vesicle. The record is from RefSeq and is a predicted model, not a curated record. The transcript has 27 exons.
CAAGCGCUGUAACCCGAAAGAGGGAGUUCAGAAACGCUGUGGAAUAGACGUAUCGAGCUAACGACUUAUUGCUUACUGCAAUUAUUUCACGGUUAUAGGGAUUCCGUAAACAACUGUUAUACUAAUCAACUUGUUUGUCCUUUGCCUCUCUGCGUGAGCUGGUAAAGAUGAAGCCAGACAUCCACACUCUGGCCCAUCACCUGAAGCAGGAGCGGCUGUAUGUGGCCUCAGAGAAGCAGCUGAUCCAGCGGCUCAAUGGGGACGUGCUGAAGACUGCUGAGAGGCUGUACCGUGCUGCCUGGAUCACCAAGCAGCAGAGGAUCAACCUCGACCGGCUCAUCCUCACCAGUGCUGAGGCUUCCCCGGCCGAAUGCUGCCAGCAUGCCAAAGUGCUGGAGGACACACAGUUCCUGGAUGGUUACAAGACUCUGGGCUUCCAGGAGAGCAUCUACGGGGAGUUCCUGGGCCGGGUGCGGGAGAAUCCCCGGCUGGUGGCCUCCUGCCUGGUGGCUGGGGAGAGGCUGAACCAGGAGCACACACAGGGGGUCAUUUACACUGUUUUCACCUCACUCUAUGGCAACUGUAUCAUGCAGGAGGAUGAGAGCUACCUCUUGCAGGUCCUGCGAUACUUGGUGGAGUUUGAGCUAAAGGAGAGCGACAACCCUCGGCGGCUGCUGCGGCGAGGCACGUGCGCCUUCAGCAUCCUCUUCAAGCUCUUCUCUGAGGGGCUGUACUCCGCCAAGCUCUUCCUCACCGCCACCCUCCACGAGCCCAUCAUGCAGCUGCUGGUGGAGGACGAGGACCACCUGGAGACGGACCCCUCCAAGGUGACAGAGCGCUUCACGCCGGCGCAGCAGGAGCGCCUGUUUGGGGAGAAGGGCUCGGAGGGCUACAGGCAGAAGGUGGCGGCUGCUGUGGAGGCCAAUGAGGCCAAGCUGGUGACCCUGGUCAACAAGUUCAUUGGCUACCUGAAGCAGAACACCUACUGCUUCCCCCACAACCUGCGUUGGAUUGUGUCUCAGAUGUACAAGACGCUGUCGUGUGUGGAGAGGCUAGAGGUGGGCGAGGUGCGGACCAUGUGCACGGACCUGCUGCUCACCUGCUUCAUCUGCCCAGCCAUAGUCAACCCUGAGCAGUAUGGCAUAAUCUCAGAUGCCCCUAUCAACGAGGUGGCUCGCUUCAACCUCAUGCAGGUAGGGCAGCUUCUUCAACAGUUGGCAAUGGCUGACGGUGAUGGAGACCCCAGGAGGAAAAACAGUUUGGCCAAGUUCGAUAAGAGCUGCGUAGCUGCCUUCUUGGAUGUGGUAAUCGGAGGGAGAGCUGUGGAGACGCCGCCCAUGUCCUCCUUGAACCUACUUGAAGGCCUCAGCAGGACUGUGGCGUACAUGACACACAGUCAGCUGCUCUGCCUGGUGGACUUUGUACGGAGUGUGAUGGCAGGGGACCACCUCCGGGAGGAGGAGCACAUAAUCCUGGAGACCCUAAUGGCCAACGUGCCCCAGUCCCGCACAGUGAAGAGCAACAGUCUGGAGCUCACCCCCUCCAACACCCCCCAGCUUUCCCCAACCACCACCCCCGCCAACAAGAAGAACAGGAACUUAGCAGCCUCCCGCAGUCGCAGCCGUACUGAGCUGGCCCAGCAGGAGGAAGCAGAGGCCAGCUCCAUGGAAUCCCUGCAGGAGGUGAUGCCAGAAGAGGUCCUGGUGAUCUCACUAGGAAGCAGCCUGCAGACCAUCCCCGGCAUGAUGUCAGAGAAUGAGGUGUUGACCGUGCAGCAGACUGAUGGAGCACAAGGGUACACUCCUGUAGACGACACCAAGCACCAUUGCAAACCAGACAAAACCCUGCGUUUCUCCCUCUGCAGUGACAACCUGGAGGGUAUCUCAGAGGGUCCGUCCAACCGGUCUAACUCUGUGUCGUCUCUGGACCUGGAGGGAGAGUCUGUGUCAGAGCUGGGAGCUGGGCCAUCAGGGAGCAAUGGGGUGGAGGCUCUACAACUGCUGGAGCAUGAACAUGCCACCACUCAGGACAACCUGGAUGACAAACUGAGGAAGUUUGAGAUACGAGACAUGAUGGGCCUGACAGAUGACCGGGAUAUCUCUGAGACUGUGAGUGAGACCUGGAGCACAGACGUGCUGGGCAGCGACUUUGACCCCAACAUAGACGAAGAUAGACUGCAGGAAAUAGCUGGGGCGGCUGUAGAGAACAUGCUGGGCAGCCUGCUGUGUCUACCAGGCUCUGGUUCAGUGCUGCUAGACCCAUAUGGAUCCACCAUCUCCGAGACCACCAGCGAGGCCUGGAGUGUGGAGGUCCUGCCCAGCGACUCAGAAGCCCCAGACCUGAAGCAGGAGGAGCGUCUACAGGAGCUAGAGAGCUGCUCAGGGGUGGGCAGCACCUCCGAUGACACAGAGGUCAGAGAGGUCAGCUCUCGGCCCAGCACCCCAGGGCUCAGCGUCGUCUCAGCGACAUCAGAAGACAUCCCCAACAAGACAGAGGACCUGCGGUCAGAGUGCAGCUCGGACUUUGGGGGGAAGGACUCUGUGACCAGUCCAGAUGGGGAGGAGUCAUCCCAUGGAGCACAUCACAGUUUGGCCUCUCCGCCCUCUCAGGCUGACUCCUUACUGGCCAUGUUUGAUCCCCUCUCUUCCGGCGAAGAUUCCUCCACUGGUACCAUCGUGAGGCCCAAGGUGCACUACGCCAGGCCCCUUCAUCCUCCCCCUGACCCUCCCAUCCCAGAGACCUGUGCCCUGGGCCAGGAGCCCCGCUACUCCCUGUUCACGCCCCACUGCCUGGCCCAAGCCGAGCUGGAGCACACCAAGCAGCGCCACUCCUACACAGACAGGCUGGUACGCAGCCGCAGCUCUGACAUUGUGUGCCCAGGCCGCCGACCCACCAGCGACCCGGGCCUGAACCGCAGGGCUGCAGCCGAGGAGCGGGACCAUGCCGGGGCCUUCUUUAUGGGUCCGUUCUCGUCUCCUAGCAAGGACUCCCUGAAAGGAGAGGUUGAGGAGAGAAAGGACAGUGAUGAGGAAAAGUCUGAUCGCAACAGACCGUGGUGGAAGAAACGCUUUCAGUCAGCCAUUCCUAAAGCUCCGAUAGCAGCCUUACGGAAAAGGGACAAGCAGGAGAAAGACAAUAUGGGCCAUGAACGUGUCCCACAAGACGACCCUCUGUUCAGGAACUCCCAGGCCCAGGCAGCAGAAGACAUCCUUGACAAGUACAGGAACAUCAAGAGGACCAGUCCCAGUGAAGGAGCCACUGCUGCAGCCUACGACGCCACAGAGUUGUGUGGAGAGGAGUGUGUGCACAACUCCCCCAGAGACGAAGCUCUGCAGAACAUGUCCACAGACGACCUGCCAGACUCAGCCAGCCAGACAGCCCAGCAACACGAUUCCAACAAGUUCUCAUUCAGUGAUGCAAAGAAGAAGUUGAGGCUGGCCUUGUGUUCAGCAGAGUCUGUGGCCUUCCCUCUCAUGGCUCCUGCCACCACACGCAAUGGGCUGCCUGACCACACAGACUUUGAAGACAACGAGAUCGUGUGCUUCCUGAAGGUCCAGCUGGCGGAGGCCAUCAACCUGCAGGAUAAGAACCAGAUGGCCCAGAUCCAGGAGACCACGCGCUGCGUCAGCCGCUUCGACACACGCACCUGCAAGAAGCUGCUGGCUGCCAUUGCUGAGGAUUACAGGAAGCGGGCACCCUACAUAGCGUAUCUGACGCGGUGUCGGCAGGGCCUGCAGACAUCCCAUGCCCACCUGGAGAGGCUGCUGCAGAGGGUGCUGAGGGACAAGGAGGUGGCUAACCGCUACUUCACCACAGUCUGUGUUCGCCUCCUACUGGAACACAUGGAGGCUAAGUCCCUGGACUUCAUCAAAGCCUUCCAGGGGUGCACAGCGUCAGACGACAAGACGGCGGCGGUGGAGGACUUCCUGCGCUACCUGUACGGGGCCAUGGCCCAUGAUGCAAUCUGGCAGUAUGCCAGCGAGGAUCAGCUGCAGGAUGCCCAGAUGGCCAUCGAGCGCAGCGUCAUGAACCGCAUCUUCAAGCUGGCCUUCUACCCCAACCAGGACGGAGACAUCCUGAGAGACCAGCUUCUUCAGGAACACAUAGCACGUCUCUCAAAAGUGGUGACAGCGAAUCACAAAGCUCUUCAAAUCCCAGAGGUGUAUGCGAGGGAGGCUCCCUGGCCGUCUGCCCAGUCAGAGAUCCGGACCAUCAGUGCCUACAAGACCCCUCGGGACAAAGUGCAGUGUAUUUUACGCAUGUGUUCCACCAUCAUGAAUCUCCUGAGUCUGGCCAACGAGGACUCUGUCCCCGGAGCUGACGAUUUUGUCCCUGUGCUUGUCUUUGUCCUGAUAAAGGCAAACCCGCCUUGCCUGCUGUCCACUAUUCAGUACAUCAAUAAUUUCUACGCCAGCCGGCUGAGUGGGGAGGAGUGCUAUUGGUGGAUGCAGUUCACCGCGGCAGUGGAAUUCAUUAAGACCAUCGACGAUCGCAAGUGA